This is a messenger RNA of Closterium sp. Yama58-4, 3195 nucleotides long. The record is from the annotation of a GenBank genome assembly. Lineage: Eukaryota; Viridiplantae; Streptophyta; Zygnematophyceae; Desmidiales; Closteriaceae.
AUGCUGCACGCCAAAAGGGAGAGUGCAAGCACGGGUAAAUGUGGCGAUGUUUCAAUCGUCUGGGAUGAUGUGGAGCAUUUGAAAGCGUCACAGCGUGAAUCUGCUUUUGAGUCGAAUCAAAAGCUGCUUUUGAGUCGACUCAAGAACAGGGAUGAUGUGGAGCAUUUGAAAGCGUCACAGCGUGAAUCUGCUUUUGAGUCGAAUCAAAAGCUGCUUUUGAGUCGACUCAAGAACAGGGAUGAUGUGGAGCAUUUGAAAGCGUCACAGCGUGAAUCUGCUUUUGAGUCGAAUCAAAAGCUGCUUUUGAGUCGACUCAAGAACAGGGAUGAUGUGGAGCAUUUGAAAGCGUCACAGCGUGAAUCUGCUUUUGAGUCGAAUCAAAAGCUGCUUUUGAGUCGACUCAAGAACAGGGAUGAUGCGGAGCAUUUGAAAGCGUCACAGCGUGAAUCUGCUUUUGAGUCGAAUCAAAAGCUGCUUUUGAGUCGACUCAAGAACAGGGAUGAUGUGGAGCAUUUGAAAGCGUCACAGCGUGAAUCUGCUUUUGAGUCGAAUCAAAAGCUGCUUUUGAGUCGACUCAAGAACAGGGAUGAUGUGGAGCAUUUGAAAGCGUCACAGCGUGAAUCUGCUUUUGACUCGAAUCAAAAGCUGCUUUUGAGUCGACUCAAGAACAGGGAUGAUGUGGAGCAUUUGAAAGCGUCACAGCGUGAAUCUGCUUUUGAGUCGAAUCAAAAGCUGCUUUUGAGUCGACUCAAGAACAGGGAUGAUGUGGAGCAUUUGAAAGCGUCACAGCGUGAAUCUGCUUUUGACUCGAAUCAAAAGCUGCUUUUGAGUCGACUCAAGAACAGGGAUGAUGUGGAGCAUUUGAAAGCGUCACAGCCGUCACAGCGUGAAUCUGCUUUUGAGUCGAAUCAAAAGCUGCUUUUGAGUCGACUCAAGAACAGGGAUGAUGUGGAGCAUUUGAAAGCGUCACAGCGUGAAUCUGCUUUUGAGUCGAAUCAAAAGCUGCUUUUGAGUCGACUCAAGAACAGGGAUGAUGUGGAGCAUUUGAAAGCGUCACAGCGUGAAUCUGCUUUUGAGUCGAAUCAAAAGCUGCUUUUGAGUCGACUCAAGAACAGGGAUGAUGUGGAGCAUUUGAAAGCGUCACAGCGUGAAUCUGCUUUUGAGUCGAAUCAAAAGCUGCUUUUGAGUCGACUCAAGAACAGGGAUGAUGUGGAGCAUUUGAAAGCGUCACAGCGUGAAUCUGCUUUUGAGUCGAAUCAAAAGCUGCUUUUGAGUCGACUCAAGAACAGGGAUGAUGUGGAGCAUUUGAAAGCGUCACAGCGUGAAUCUGCUUUUGAGUCGAAUCAAAAGCUGCUUUUGAGUCGACUCAAGAACAGGGAUGAUGUGGAGCAUUUGAAAGCGUCACAGCGUGAAUCUGCUUUUGAGUCGAAUCAAAAGCUGCUUUUGAGUCGACUCAAGAACAGGGAUGAUGUGGAGCAUUUGAAAGCGUCACAGCGUGAAUCUGCUUUUGAGUCGAAUCAAAAGCUGCUUUUGAGUCGACUCAAGAACAGGGAUGAUGUGGAGCAUUUGAAAGCGUCACAGCGUGAAUCUGCUUUUGACUCGAAUCAAAAGCUGCUUUUGAGUCGACUCAAGAACAGGGAUGAUGUGGAGCAUUUGAAAGCGUCACAGCCGUCACAGCGUGAAUCUGCUUUUGAGUCGAAUCAAAAGCUGCUUUUGAGUCGACUCAAGAACAGGGAUGAUGUGGAGCAUUUGAAAGCGUCACAGCGUGAAUCUGCUUUUGAGUCGAAUCAAAAGCUGCUUUUGAGUCGACUCAAGAACAGGGAUGAUGUGGAGCAUUUGAAAGCGUCACAGCGUGAAUCUGCUUUUGAGUCGAAUCAAAAGCUGCUUUUGAGUCGACUCAAGAACAGGGAUGAUGUGGAGCAUUUGAAAGCGUCACAGCGUGAAUCUGCUUUUGAGUCGAAUCAAAAGCUGCUUUUGAGUCGACUCAAGAACAGGGAUGAUGUGGAGCAUUUGAAAGCGUCACAGCGUGAAUCUGCUUUUGAGUCGAAUCAAAAGCUGCUUUUGAGUCGACUCAAGAACAGGGAUGAUGUGGAGCAUUUGAAAGCGUCACAGCGUGAAUCUGCUUUUGAGUCGAAUCAAAAGCUGCUUUUGAGUCGACUCAAGAACAGGGAUGAUGUGGAGCAUUUGAAAGCGUCACAGCGUGAAUCUGCUUUUGAGUCGAAUCAAAAGCUGCUUAUGAGUCGACUCAAGAACAGGGAUGAUGUGGAGCAUUUGAAAGCGUCACAGCGUGAAUCUGCUUUUGAGUCGAAUCAAAAGCUGCUUUUGAGUCGACUCAAGAACAGGGAUGAUGUGGAGCAUUUGAAAGCGUCACAGCGUGAAUCUGCUUUUGAGUCGAAUCAAAAGCUGCUUUUGAGUCGACUCAAGAACAGGGAUGAUGUGGAGCAUUUGAAAGCGUCACAGCGUGAAUCUGCUUUUGAGUCGAAUCAAAAGCUGCUUUUGAGUCGACUCAAGAACAGGGAUGAUGUGGAGCAUUUGAAAGCGUCACAGCGUGAAUCUGCUUUUGAGUCGAAUCAAAAGCUGCUUUUGAGUCGACUCAAGAACAGGGAUGAUGUGGAGCAUUUGAAAGCGUCACAGCGUGAAUCUGCUUUUGAGUCGAAUCAAAAGCUGCUUUUGAGUCGACUCAAGAACAGGGAUGAUGUGGAGCAUUUGAAAGCGUCACAGCGUGAAUCUGCUUUUGAGUCGAAUCAAAAGCUGCUUUUGAGUCGACUCAAGAACAGGGAUGAUGUGGAGCAUUUGAAAGCGUCACAGCGUGAAUCUGCUUUUGAGUCGAAUCAAAAGCUGCUUUUGAGUCGACUCAAGAACAGGGAUGAUGUGGAGCAUUUGAAAGCGUCACAGCGUGAAUCUGCUUUUGAGUCGAAUCAAAAGCUGCUUUUGAGUCGACUCAAGAACAGGGAUGAUGUGGAGCAUUUGAAAGCGUCACAGCGUGAAUCUGCUUUUGAGUCGAAUCAAAAGCUGCUUUUGAGUCGACUCAAGAACAGGGAUGAUGUGGAGCAUUUGAAAGCGUCACAGCGUGAAUCUGCUUUUGAGUCGAAUCAAAAGCUGCUUUUGAGUCGACUCAAGAACAGGGAUGAUGUGGAGCAUUUGAAAGCGUCACAGCGUGAAUCUGCUUUUGAGUCGACUCAAGAACAGGGAUGA